AUGCGUGCGUCUUGGCGACCGCAGCUGCAUGGCUCAAAUUCGGUUCGUUUCCUCCCACUCUGGUGGGUUUUCGCAGAAGGCCUGUCGAGCUUAUCUCGACCAAUGAAGAGGCGGAAGAAAGUGCAGCUUGUAGCCUUGUGUGGCAUCCUGAUCUCAGCCUACGCGUUCUAUGUGGAGAACAAGAUGGACGACCCGUUUUACCAGCCAUCCUGCAGUAGUUCAUGGACGGGUGGCAACUGUGUUACAGUGUUCAAAAGUCCGUACGGCCACAUUCUCAGUCACUGGGGCCUCGUGGAGAAGGGCUCCGUGCUCGACUUGUCCCUAGCAGUUUCAGGACUUCAGAACGAAGCGCGCACUCUUGCAGUGAAGGUUGUGUCAUGGGAGAUUCCGAAGUGGUGCUUGGGUGAUCCCUGCUGA
Molecule: messenger RNA, 417 nt
Organism: Symbiodinium necroappetens
Lineage: Eukaryota; Dinophyceae; Suessiales; Symbiodiniaceae
Source: the annotation of a GenBank genome assembly